AGUGCGACGGGUGAGACUAGAGAAGGCGACGGGCGUUAUCCAGCUCAGAUCAAUAUGGCUUCUGACUGUGAGAACGUGAUAAAAAACUGUCCUCGUUAUGAACGUUCACAUUUCAAAACGGAUCAAAGGAGGAAAGUUAAUUUACCCGGCCUGCUCAUGAUCGACGAACAAAAGUCCCUAAAAGCUGGUGAAGGAGGCACAACGUUCAACGUAAGCCUUUCCGAUAGGCCUACCAAAGAUGGGCAUCCCGUCGACACACUUGAAGAAUCCGCAAGCCAGACAUUUGAUCGACAGUCCGAGCCGUGCAAAUCAAGUUCCGAAACAAGUGAGAUUAAUGGCGACAAAUUCAGGACUUCGUCACCGCCAUUACUCAAAAUAGAGAGUUCCUGCGGAAGUGGCAUUAGUGAUGAUGGAGGCCUUCACCCUACUGAUGAGCCUACACCCUCUGUUAUUAGAUCUAGGCCUGGGCAUUACUCUGAGGAAACAGAGGAGAUUAAGCCUAGGACUAGGCUUACAUCGAAUGAUGAGAAUCUCAAGAGUGAACUGGUUGAAUCACAUGAUGCAAGUGCAGAGACUGGAAUUCCUAUGAAGUGUGAAGGAAGAAAGGAAAAAGAAGAGGGGUUGUCAAGAGGGCCUGUGAAUGGAGAGCAGCAUGUGUCAUCUUCACGUAGGAUCUGCUCCAAGUGCCAUCAUCGAAGAAGUAAAGUCAAACGAGCCUCAAUUGGAGUACAAUGUCGGCGGGACAAGAGCUUGCCCAUCUCUGUGGUCAAUCGACCAUUUCGACCCUUGGCUUCUCACACAUUAGAAGGAAAGUAUAAAUAUGGGAAGUUGAUGCAUGUUGAAGUGGAUGCAAAUGGAGGUGGUUCCAUUGUUCAUUUGUAUCAAGAAGACCUUGACAGCCUCACCAAAGAACAGAUGGAGGAUCUUGCUAGGGAAUUCCUUAAGGAGGUGUUCCAAGAAGAUGGGAAUGGAGCAGCAAAACAUGUGAUUGGGAUUGUCCAUGAUGCAGCUCGAUAUCUUCCAGAUUUGGUUCAGUAUAUGGCGGAGACCCAUCCUCAUCUGACAGUAAAGAAUGGAAUCCUUGGUAGAAAUUCAGACAUUGAGACCACCAACAUGGAGAAGUAUUAUGAGAUGAUCUCAAGAGCUUAUUCAAAAGGAACAUUUCGUGCUGGACCAUUGCAUCAGAUUAGCCUUGUUGGAACAGUCCAUGAAGAGGUUGGAGGAUAUUUCCCUGCCCUCCUUCAGAAAUUUGAAGAAAAUGUCUUCUUGCGACGGACAAUGCCAUGGGGAUCAAUGUCCAUUCUCCGUGGGAUGCACCCAGAAAGUUCCAAUGAUGGCCCAAUCCUUUGGGUACGACCAGGUGAGCAGAUGGUACCUGCUGCCGACCUUUCAAAGUCUCCAUCCAAGCGAGCAGCAACCAAUGGUCGACGGACAGGAGCUGCCACUGAAAUAAAGCAGUUGGCUCUGGGGUACAUGUCUCGUACUUCAGAACCCAGGGAAACCUUGUUUGAGGAUCGCACCAAAUCACAUGCAGAUCAUGUGGGGCAUGGCCUAGAUCGCAUGACAACUGCUGCUGUUGGCAUUUUGAAAGCAGUGCAUUGUGGGCAAAAACCAGAUCCUGGGAAUCGCAUUGUGAAGGACGUGGUUGCAUUCCACGCUAGGAACUUUGCUGAACUUGUUCAUAAACUCCAGCUGGACCUUUUUGAACCUCCCAUGUCUCAGUGUGUCCAGUGGGUGGAGGAUGCAAAGCUGAAUCAGCUUCAUCGAGAAGGGAUUCUUUAUGCUCGCAUCCAUCUGCGAGAUAACGACAUCUACUUCCUCCCACGCAAUAUCAUUCAUCAGUUUCGCACUGUCACUGCUGUCACAAGCAUUGCUUGGCAUGUUAGGCUUCGCCAAUACUAUCCUGAAUUGGUGAAGAAAGAACGUCGAGAACGGAAGGAGAGAGAGAUGGAAAGGGGUAAAGAAGGGAAGAAACGGCAUCGUACUGAGGUGGGAUCCCAAGAGGAGAAGAAGAAAAAAUGCAGUGAAAAGGAGGUGAAAGAAGAACAGCUUAAGAAGAGAGACACCUGAGAUGUUGUCAUGACAUCCUAUCACUUGACCAAAGAGUACAAACACAAACUGAAUGAAGAGAACAUAAAAAUAUGCAUUUUUUAUGAAGCAAGGGAUUUCUUUCCCUCACCUCUUCUAUAAAUACUAAUAUUAUGCUUUCUCUCCAUUUCCUGUUCUGAUCUGUUCAAGGAUGACAUGGGAAUGAAAGACAUGUUAUAAA
Molecule: messenger RNA, 2269 nt
Organism: Darwinula stevensoni
Lineage: Eukaryota; Metazoa; Arthropoda; Ostracoda; Podocopida; Darwinulidae
Source: the annotation of a GenBank genome assembly